Prorocentrum cordatum is the source of this 630-nucleotide messenger RNA. NCBI's taxonomy places the organism in Eukaryota, Dinophyceae, Prorocentrales, Prorocentraceae. The record is from the annotation of a GenBank genome assembly.
AUGAAGACGGGCUUCUUCCUGGACCAGCGGGAGAGCCGCAGGCAGCUGCAGCGCCUGUCGAAGGGCUGCAGCGUCCUGGACCUCUUCUCCUACACGGGCGGCUUCGCGAUCGCCGCGGCGCGCGGGGGCGCGGUGCGCACGACGACGGUGGAUCAGUCCGCCGCGGCCGUGGCGCAGAGCCUGCGGAACUACAGGCUGAACGGGCUCGAGGCCGAGGUGGCCGAUGCGGAGCUGCCGCUGAGCCUGCCGGGGCAGGCCGUGCACAGGCUGGUCGCGAUGGACUGCGGCGCGUUCCUGUCUGGGGCGCGCGAGCGCGGGGAGCUCUUCGACAUCGUCGUCUGCGACCCGCCGAGCAUGGCGCCCAGCGAGAAGGCGCGCGCAGCUGCCCUGCGGAAGUACGUGGAGCUGAACCGCGGCUCGCUGCAGGCGCUGCGCGAGGGCGGCCUGCUGCUGACGUGCUCGUGCAGCUCGCACAUCUCGGAGGACCUGCGCGGCGCAGUGGAGGAGGCGGGCCAGCGAGAGGGCUGCAGCCUGGAGGUGGUCUCGCAGGCGAGGGCCGCCACGGACCACCCGGUGAGGCGCGGCUUCCCAGAGGGCGACUAUCUCCAGACGCUGUUUGUCCGCGUGCUG